AUGAUGUUAUUACUAAUCCUUAUUUCUUUGGAAAAGAAAAACAUUUAUUAAAAGCAUAAAUUGUUAGAAUUACAUAAUCUACUGUUAUUAUUCCUAAAGGUUAAUAUAUUUUAAGAGAAGGGGAACCAAGAGAAAUAGAUCCAGCACCUGAAUAUAAAUUACCAGGAUUUCAUGAUUUAAAAACAUUAAAUGAUUGGAUACAUUUCAAUUAAAAUAUAUUAAAUGUAUAUUAAUUAUAUAUUAUUAUUAUAUUAGUGUGGUAGAUUAGUACAUUUAAUACCAUCUGAAUUACCUGAAGGUAUUGAACCAGAAGCUUAUUAAAAAUAAAUAGAAAAUGCAGAUCCAUUUGAAAAUAGAUUAAAACCUAUAUCAAAUGAUAAAAAUGCUUGGAAAAUAAGAAUUGUAGGAGAUACAACAGAUUAUAAUCCUUUAUCUAAAGAUACUAAUAAUAAAGUUAAUAAUGGUGUUAUUAUUAUUAAAUCUUUAGUUUGGCCAGGAUUAGUAACAGUAUAUUCUGUAAUAAUCUAUUUAAUUUAUACUAGAAUAAAGUAUUAUCAUAAUUAUAUUAUGGUUAUGGAUAUAAAGCAACAAAUAAUCAUUUCUAUCCUAAAUAACCAUAAUAAGUCUAAUCUGAAUAGCCAGAUCUUCCUGAAUAACCAGAACCUAAUUUUCCAGCAGAAGUUCCUUAACAACCAUAAGAUUGA
This is a messenger RNA of Paramecium primaurelia, 704 nucleotides long. Lineage: Eukaryota; Ciliophora; Oligohymenophorea; Peniculida; Parameciidae. The record is from the annotation of a GenBank genome assembly.